UGAAAUUGAUUUAAGCGUAAAUUCUGUGUUGUUAUCAAAUAUUUAUCAGCGUUUUAAAGACAUUUGGAGGCUGCUUUGUUCCCGUCGGUGUACAUUUUGUUCCAGAUUAAUUAGCAUGUCAGUGCUCGGUGUUUUUAAGCCUUACUGCUGUUUUAAAAGCACCUUUUUCCCGGUGCGUUAAGGUGUGUUAGUGCAUGAUGAUAACGUUGUUGUGUUUUCAUGCAGACGUCGGUUAGUCCUUCCCUAUCCGUGUCGAAUAACAACUACCCUCCCUUCCUCUUCCACGCCCGACUGCUAACGAGCUAAAUCGUCUUUACACAAACAGGCUCCUCGACCCCCACUUUUAAAUCAGAUGACUUAAUGCUAAAACAAGCUAGCUGACAAAUCCACUAUUCGAUGUUUUGGCUGACGCAAUAAAAAGUAUUAUUGUAAACGCUUGUUUGCAUAAAUUACAUGGAAGUUUCGCUAAAUUAACCAUUUUCAUAAUAGGAUUCGCGUAUUGGUGAAAUAAAGUAUACAUUUGUUCACAUAUUUAUUUUAUUUUGCCACUCAGCAAGUAGCAUUAUCGAGUGGUUUGUGUGCGUAUAACCUCGUUUCCUAGAAUGAUAACAGUGGAUUUUUAGCACUUUUCUUGUUGUUCCUAUUGACUGAGUGUUUGCCAGGCAGUCUUUUGUUCGUAUUUCGUUCGUUUAAAGACGUUUAAAUAGUUUAAAGCGCACCGUCUGCUUUAGAAAAGGAUGUUAUUACCUCAACACACAAAAGUACGAUACCAAAUAAAAGGUCCUGAAGGCGGCACAACCGCAGUGAACCCCAGUCUUGAACUCGUUUGCGUUCAAGUGCUGGCGGACAAAUCAGUUGUUGAUUAAGUACAAAAUACAAAGCAAGUUCCGGUGUUCUGCCAACGGUUCCAAAAAAUACGUUGGGCUGCACUUCCACCUUUUAGGGAACAAAGGCCCACGAGUUUUAUAUUCGUGGCAACCACAUACAUGCUCGCGUUUGGACUGUGGUAAACAAAGAGCGCGUGUGCCGUGAACGUCACGCGUCUUUGAAACGACAAACGAUAUGAAUGUUGGCCGAAGUAUACCGAAUUGAAGAUACAAACACACGUUCAGUCACUACAUUUAAUAAUUACACUUUGUUGGAUUUCGAAAUGGCAACGUAAGAAGCAUAAAAAGGAGAGCGACGCGUUCGUAGACAGAGGUUAGACGCCACUGUCUCAAGAUCGUUCUCUCUCCUCCGUGUCCACACUUUUAACCAUGUUUUGCCCGCUGGCUCGCCGAUGAGCCGCUCCACCCCGCACUUGAUGCACUUUAGCGCCCCGGACGAGCGCCUGUCCGCCCGCAGCUGAUGACCGAAGCGACUCGCCGCCCCUACCCAAACCGCGCCUCAGCAGGAUGUUCCAGAGAUUCGCCAGCGCCCUGUUCGGCGACGACGAUGUCGCGCCGCAGCCGAGUCGCCUCCGCCGUCACGAAAAGCAACCUGAGGAGGAGGAAGACGAGGAAGACUGGAUCUUGGUCAACUUCCUGGCCGACAGCUGUUCCGGUCAGCGCUGCGGCGACGGCCUCUCUGGCGCCGUUGUCGGCAAAGACGUGGAAGAGGAAGAAGACGAAGACCUGGUGAUAAUCCCUUCCCCCGUGGCCAGCCCGCCCGUCCGCUACGCUUCCUGCACCUCCCUCAACUCCACGGCCGACACCGACCCGGACGGCGGUGGCGAGGAGGACGAGGAAGAGGACGGCGAUUUCCUGCGCGUGGAUGCGGCGUCUCUGGAGGAGAGCUGGUUCGUCACGCCCCCGCCGUGCUUCACCGGCCGCGGGGUCCGCUCCGUCCUGGUGGAGACUAGUCCUCUCGAGAACCUGCUGAUCGAACACCCCAGCAUGUCGGUCUACGCCCACCACAGCCCUCCCAGACUCAACCUGGACCCAAUGCCACGUUCCAUGGACUUGGAACUGGCUACUGCUCCUAAGGAGAAAGGAAGACGCUCUCUGGAUAGCUCGCGACACAGGCCCGAAGUGUCGUCGGUCCAGCGCCGUACCAGCCUGCACCAGUCGGCGUGCUACGCCGCGGCGCUGUCGGCCCGCGCCGGCCUCCUGCCUCCCCGUCCGGGCCUGGGUGCCGGCCAACCGCUUCUGUCACGCAACGCGCUGCGCCGCCUCAACCUGCUGCACCCGCCCAAGGCCGGCCCCGCCCACCUGCACCAGCCCAGCCAGCGUCACCUCAACUUCUGAAUGCGUCACACAACAAGCACCAGCGUUGGAAACACCCGAGACGUCCAUCACGGACUCUUCUUCCUCACGUGCGGAAUCAGCGCUGUAAGGUCACUUUACUCAGAGGCAGGCUCACUCUAAAACGUGAUGACAUCAUCACCUGGCAACCUAUCAGAUUACUUGAACAUCUUUCAGCGCCGGGAAGCGGGGUUUGAGUCACCGAAUUUGCAUAUUUGUCGGCAGUGAUCGAGUUAAAAACGGUUUCUUAUACAUGGCAUAAUGUUAUUUUUCCCCUUAAAUUCAUCCUCGAACCCUGCUCGAAGGCGUUAAAUCGUCCCCAUGAGCCGACUUCAAUUGAAUCAAUGUAAAUAGAGAACUGAUUGUUCAAACGUGACGGAUUUUUUCACUCCAUUUCAAGGAGAUUUAAGGUGUAAAAGCCUGCCUCUGACUUGUUUUUUUUUUUUGGUCAAUUUCACCACGUUUUCUUCAACGUAAAAAAAGAAAAAUAUAAAAAAAGUCUUUGAAGAACUGGGUUAGAUAUCACUAAACUUGCCUUGUUUUAAUGGUAGCUUUACGAUGAAUAGUCAUGUUAAGACGAAAAAUGUAUUAAAAAAAAGUACAAAAUAUUUUUUUUGAAAAGUGAAAAAGAUUACAUAUCAGUAUGAUGUCGUUUGUAAGCGUGCGUGCGUGCGAGCGUUUGCGUCGGUAGAGUUGUUGUUAGCCGGCUAGCAAGAAAAAAAAGGUUUUAUUUCUGAAAUAAAUCUGCAGUCCAAUUCUCAGGGUCACAACCUAUGGAGGCGUAUUGAAUUCACUUGGCGGAAAAAUAUUUUUUCGAAGUAUUUUUUUUAACUUGGCCAGUUUAGUACUUUUUUUUGGAGUAUUUUUUCCAGCUUUCUUGACUAUUUUUUAAUUUUUCUAAGUCAUUUUUUUGUGAUUUGUAAUUUUUAAAAUUUUCUUUAAGGAAAAAAAACAUUUUAUUUUAAUUUGCGUAAGUAUAUAUUGAUAUAGUAAAUAUUUGAAAUACAAUUAAAAAUUGGUAAAACUUAAAAAUACUUUAAAGUUUUUUUUGUGGUUUAGUACAAUUUUUAUGAAUUUCGGCUUUCAAGUUUAACUUUUUUUGUAAUUUUUUUUUAUGAUUCAAUUUGUAAGAAUGUUAUUUUUAUUUCUAUUUUGAAGUUAUUUUUAGUUUUUGAAAGUAUGUAGUCAUAUAAUAAAUAUACUGAAAAUAAAAAUUGGGACAUGUAGUUUUGAAAAUAAAUUUGAUCAUUUUAAUUGCAGUAACAUUUUACUUUAUUUUUCAUUUUAGAAUGAUUUAUACUAAAUAUUUUCAAUGAAAAAUAAUGAGUAAAACUUUAAGGAAAAAAUAAUUUUUUUUGGCCUUUUCUGAUUUUUUUUUUCCUGCAUACUUUUUGCAAGUAUCAGAAUAUAACCUGCUAAUUUUCCAUUUUUCUGUUUAAACGAUUCAUUUUUUAAACUUUCUUGUUAACAAGAAAAUGGGGAAAAUACUCAAGAAAAAACCUUAAAGCAACACUAGGUAACUUUUCAGUUUUGGUCGAUUUUAGCACACAAUUGGACAAAAACGGUAGUGCUUUGUUUUAAGGAAGUCUGCGCUUCCCAUCCCAUGAGGACCAGCGCACACCCGCACAGUGUCGUAAAAUCAUUAUCUCCCUUUCGCUUGCAGAUGGAUUAAACGACAUUUGUGUUUCCAGCGGGUGUGUUAAGGGUGAAUAAUAAUGAGGUAAUCAGUCCAGUUGUGGCUAAACAAUAGCAAAUGACGAUGUUGAAAAUCAGAAACAUUUGCUUUUGUACCGUAUACCAUAUACCAGACCCCUUCAAGAUAUAAAAGUCAUUCAACUAGUCAGUCGACAUCUUUUUGAAGGUUGAAAAGUUACUUAGUGUUGCUUCAAGGAAAACAGAUUUAUUAAAAAAUGAAAUAAUUCAUCCUAAAAUCGCCAUUCAAAACAUAUUUAAAGUAAUAAAAUACUCAGGAAAAACGUAUUUUCCCCCCUUCCAAGUGAAUGCGACGCUCUUCCGUAACAACCAAUCACUUUCUACAUGGAAAAUGCAGAUUUACUUGACGGCUGAUGAUUUUCUUUCCCCUUUGUUUUGCUUGUGAGACAUUUGUAAGUGUUGGUCCCUGGACUGUUAAUUACCACGUUUUAUGUUAGUGUAGUCAAACUAAACCAAAAAAAAAGGUAGAGAGGACUUUUAAUACUUUACUAUGACAUUUAGGGUUUUUUUAUGUAUAUUUUUUUGUUGUUAUGACCUAAUUUUAACACAUUGACUGCCCUCGUUUAUCACUUUCAAAGGCAGUGAAUGUGUUACUGGAUGUCAGGAGUGUAUACUGUCCCUAUCUGCGUGUACUCAUGCUCUAUUUAAGACGAUUACUGUGCAGCGGUACCUCUACUUACGAAAUUACCGUAUUUUUCGGACAAUAAGUCGCAGUUUUUUUUCAUUGUUUGGUCGGGGGUGCGACUUAUAUGUGAAAUUAUGAACGCAUUAUUACAUCAUUUCAGUUUAAGGCUGCAGCUAUCGAUUAUUUAGGUAAUCGAUGAUUGUAUCAGUUCGAACAAUCGAGUAAUCAAAUUAUGAACAUCUAAUGCGUUGCAGAAUACAUUUUAGGAGAUGUAGAACAAGUGUUUAUGCUUGCAAUAUUUAUUUUGGCUUGUUGGAGGGAACCACGGAUAAUAAGACUUUUAAUUCUUAAAAUAUAAAUGUUAGUAUGAGUUAUAAUAAUUUGAUAGUAGAACCCCUCUUGAUGUUUUUAUAAAAUUUGUAAAAUUAGUUUAACUACUAGGCUCCCAUUGUUGUUGACGCCGCAAUGCACUGUGGGAGGUGACGUCAACGAGUAUGAGUCCAGCGACAUAAAUAAGUCAUCUGUUCAGUCCUUUCAGUUUGAACCGGAGAGGAACAUUAAUGAGCAGGACAUGCCGAUAUUUCACAAAACGAGCAGCAAAAGCCAAAUGAACAGGAAAGACGGGAUGAGACUAGACGACAGUAGGACAAAACCGGUGUUCGAAACGUGCACAUUCAGCUUGUUUUGGCCGGUGAGUGUAUAUAUAUACACUCACCGGCCACUUUAUUAGGUACACCAUGCUAGUAACGGGCUGGACCCCCUUUUGUCUUCAGAACAGCUUCAAUUCUUCGUGGCAUAGAUUCAACAAGGUGCUGGAAGCAUUCCUCAGAGAGUUUGGUCCAAAUUGACAUCAUGGCAUCACACAGUUUGUGCAGAUUUGUCGGCUGCACAUCCAUGAUGCGAAUCUCCCGUUCCACCACAUCCCAAAGAUGCUCUAUUGGAUUGAGAUCUGGUGACUCUGGAGGCCAUUUGAGUACAGUCAACUCAUUGUCAUGUUCAAGAAACCAGUCUGAGAUGAUUCCAGCUUUAUGACAUGGCGCAUUAUCCUGCUGAAAGUAGCCAUCAGAAGUUUGGUACAUUGUGGUCAUAAAGGGAUGGACAUGGUCAGCAACAAUACUCGGGUAGGCUGUGGCGUUCCAACGAUGCUCAAUUGGUACCAAGGGGCCCAAAGAGUGCCAAGAAAAUAAUCCCCACACCAUUACACCAUCACCAACAGCCUGAACCGUUUAUACAAAGCAGGAUGGAUCCAUGCAUUCAUGUUGUUGACGCCAAAUUUUGACCCUACCAUCCGAAUGUCGGAGCAGAAAUCGAGACCCAUCAGACCAGGCAACAUUUUUCCAAUCUUGUAUUGUCCAAUUUUGAUGAGCUUGUGCAAAUUGUAGCCUUAGUUCCCUGUUCUUUGCUGAAAGGAGUGGCACCCGGCGUGGUCUUCUGCCGCUGUAGCCCAUCUGCCUCAAAGUUCGACGUACUGUGCGUUCAGAGAUGCUCUUCUGUCUACCUUGGUUGUAACAGGGGGUUAUUUGAGUCACUGUUGGCUUUCUAUCAGCUCGAGCCAGUCUGGCCAUUCUCCUCUGACCUCUGGCAUCAACAAGGCAUUUCCGCCCACAGAACUGCCGCUCACUGGAUAUUUUUUCUUUUUCGGACCAUUCUCUGUAAACCCUAGAGAUGGUUGUGCGUGAAAAUCCCAGUAGAUUAGCAGUUUCUGAAAUACUCAGACCAGCCCUUCGGGCACCAACAUCCAAGCGAUGUUGAAAGUCACUCAAAUCACCUUUCUUCCCCAUACUGAUGCUCGAAUUGAACUGCAGGAGAUUGUCUUAAACCAUGUCUACAUGCCUAAAUGCACUGAGUUGCCACCAUGUGAUUGGCUGAUUAGAAAUUAAGUGUUAACGAGCAGUUGGACAGGUGUACCUAAUAAAGUGGCCGGUGAGUGUGUGUGUGUGUGUAUAUAUAUAUAUAUAUAUAAAUAAUAUAUAUAAAAUUAGGGCUGUCAAGCGAGUUAAUUACAGCUUAAAAAUUAAUUAAUCGUAAUUAAUCGCAAUUCAAACCAACUAUAGAAUAUGCCAUAUUUUUCUGUAAAUUAUUGUUAGAAUGGAAAGAUAAGACACAAGACGGAUAUGUACAUUCAACACACUGUACAUUAGUACUUUAUUUGUUUAUUAUAACAAUAAAUCAACAAGAUGGCAUUAACAUUCUGUUAAAGCGAUCCAUGGGUAGAAAGAUUUUUAUUUCUUAAAAGAUAAAUGUUAGUACAAGUUAUAGAAAUUUUAUAUUAAAACCCCUCUUAAUGUUUUUGUUUAAAUACAAUUUGUAAAAUUUUCAAUCAAAAAAUAAACUAGUAGCCCGCCAUUGUUGAUGUCAAUAAUUACACAAUGCUCAUGGGUGCUUAAGCCCAUAAAAUCAGUCGCACCCAAGCGCCAGCAGAGGGCGACAAAACUCCCAAAAAACACAAGUAACAAGUGGAGAUUGUGACACUGUACUGUCAUUUUAAUCUGUUUGAGCGGGGCAUGUGCGUUAAUUGCGUCAAAUAUUUUAACGUGAUUAAUUUAAAAAAUUAAUCACCACCCGUUAACGCGGUAAUUUUGACAUCCCUAAUAUAUAUACUAGGGCUGUCAAACGAUUAAAAAUUUUAAUCGAGUUAAGUACAGCUUAAAAAUUAAUUAAUCGUAAUUAAUCGCAAUUCAAACCAUCUAUAAAAUUUGCCAUAUUGUUCUGUAAACUAUUCUUGGAAUGGAAAGAUAAGACGGCUAUUUAUAUAUUCAACAUACUGUACAUAAGUACUGUAUUUGUUUAAUAUAACAAUAAAUCCACAAGAUGGCAUUAACAUUAUUAACAUUCUUUCUGUUAAAGGGAUCUACAAAUAGAAAGACUUGUAGUUCUUAAAAGAUAAAUGUUAGUACAAGUUAUAGAAAUUUUAUAUUAAAACCCUUCUUAAUGUUUUCGUUUUAAUAAAAUUUGCAAAAUUUUCAAUCAAAAAAUAAACUAGUAGCCCGCCAUUGUUGAUGUCAAUAAUUACUUACACAAUGCUCAUGGGUGCUGAAGCCUAUAAAAUCAGUCGCACCUUAGCGCCAGCAGAGGGCGGCAAAACUCCAUAAAACACAACAAGUGAGCAUUUCACUCUACUGUCAUUUAAAUCUGUCUGAGCUGGUCAUCUGCGUUAAUUGCGUCAAAUAUUUUAACAUGAUGAAUUUAAAAAAUUAAUUAACGCCCGUUAACGCGAUAAUUUUGACAGCCCUAAAAAAAAUAUAUAUAUUUAUACACAUAUAUACAUAUACAUAUAUAAAAGAGGAUCUAUGUACAACAAAAGAACAAUUGGCUAACUUAGAUAGCAAAAGUCCGCUAGCUUAAAUGCUAUAAAAUGCUAACGCUUUUUACAAUACUCUUUAACAAAUGACUCUGACACAUAUUCCCACAAAAAAAUGACUAAAUAUACCUUUAAACUAAAUUACGAAUGCAUUAAAAAAAUAUUAGCUCAAACAAAAACUUAGCUUAUGUUGGUCUUAACAGGGAGCAGAUGGAUUCAGCCAUGCAAACACUUUCAAAACAGACCAUUACAACGCCACUUUAAUUAAACGUCAUUGCCUGGCAUUGACAGCCAUGGACGUUCAUGAAUGAACAUUCGUUCAUUCGCUGUCAUCCCUCCCACUUCAAACGGAUUGGACGUCUACUAGUGAUAAACUCAUUCCAAUUUGCAGCAGAAGCUUGUUUUUCUGUUUAUUAGUUGUUUGUAGAAUAUCCUUGAAUGAUUUCCUGACCAAUGUAUCGAUAAUCGUAUCGUCAGAUCAUCGUUAUCAAGAGCUUUGAAUCGCAAAUCGUAUCGUGAGGUAACAAGAGGUUCCCACUCCUAUAAAAUGUUCGUAAGUAGAGGUACAACUGUAUUUGAGUUCCCUUAAAAAACGGUAAAGAGCACGAACUUGUGCUUUGUUUUCAAACUCCAGACAAAUGAAUCCCUAUGAGAUUUUUCUGGUUUGUUAGAAACUCUCAUGAAUGUAAUGCUCAGCAAUCAUGUUUUUUUUUUUUACCCGUUUCUGUGACAGAAGGGAUCGUAGGUUAUCGUUUCGAUCGGUCGUCCUGAAAACUUAACAGGGAUUUAGCAAUUUUUGGAUUUUUUUUUCUUCAUGUACAAUGCCUUGAAAAAUUGUGCAUCACGUGCCUUCCAGGUUAAGAUGUUUUUAGGACAAUACAUCAAGAAGAACUUGGACUUGUUUUCUGUAGUUUUGUCGUUUUGGAAUGUUCUACAAGGACACAAACGGAUGUCAACUAUGCACCCACACUCUAUUUUUGGCUCUUUUUCUAAAGACUCGCAAGCAAGCAGACGGAAUCAUGUAGCAAAACCUCCAAUUUUUCCGUUUAUUUCAAGUGUGAAGACUUAUGAUGUGGCAUUUUUACUUGUAUUUCUUUGUUUUUUCACCAAGUGUUACACGUUUUUGUUCUUAUGUAGUUUACUGGAAUAAUACCGCACUUUGCCAAAAGGAAAAAAAAAAAACACGGUGUAGGAAUUUUAGGGUUAUUAUUUUCCUUUUAUUUAUCUGCAUAUCUCUGUAUUUUGUAUAUGUACGACUGUUCAAUUGACUUUGCUUGGAAAUCUGAUGUCGAUGGGGUGUUUUCAAAAUGGAAUAGUUCAUACGUGUGAUCUCUUACUAGUCGCAAAAUAAAUGUUUUCAUACACAUAUGAUGUUUUUCUGUCAUUCUUUAACAAACUUUUAAAUGAGCCAUAUUUCAAUGUUACUGUCAUUUUAUACUACUUUUUUCAUAUUUAUAUAUGGCUUAAAACAAGCUCUGAGACCCCCAAUUUGGCCAAAUUUCAAAAUUGUCCUACAGUGCCCUCCAUAAUUAUUG
This is a messenger RNA of Corythoichthys intestinalis (scribbled pipefish), 9396 nucleotides long. RefSeq names its product tumor protein p53 inducible nuclear protein 1 (gene tp53inp1). Gene Ontology annotation, cellular component: nucleus; autophagosome. The transcript is spliced from 4 exons. Bases 1395 to 2225 code for a protein of 276 amino acids. NCBI's taxonomy places the organism in Eukaryota, Metazoa, Chordata, Actinopteri, Syngnathiformes, Syngnathidae. The record is from RefSeq and is a predicted model, not a curated record. Gene Ontology annotation, biological process: positive regulation of DNA-templated transcription; autophagosome assembly.